Magallana angulata is the source of this 1593-nucleotide messenger RNA. RefSeq names its product HCLS1-associated protein X-1-like. The transcript is spliced from 7 exons. NCBI's taxonomy places the organism in Eukaryota, Metazoa, Mollusca, Bivalvia, Ostreida, Ostreidae. The record is from RefSeq and is a predicted model, not a curated record. Bases 83 to 979 code for a protein of 298 amino acids. Gene Ontology annotation, cellular component: apical plasma membrane; clathrin-coated vesicle; sarcoplasmic reticulum. Gene Ontology annotation, biological process: negative regulation of apoptotic process; regulation of actin filament polymerization.
CUCUUACGCGUGAUCACUUCCGGUAUAAACAGAAAGAACGAGAAUAAAUAGCGAACGAUCACAGCUUUUUUAUAGAACGACAAUGGGCAUCAGUGACAUGUUCCACGACUUUUUCUUUGGUCCAGCAAAACCACCAGUACCAAACGAAGAUUCAAAUCCUUUCUUCUUCAGAGAGAGACAUCAGACACCUAACAUUCAGGAUGAGGAAGAUUUAAAUGUCAUUUUCUCAGAGAGUUUUGGUGACAUGCAGAAACACAUGGAAAUGAUGCAGAGAGAAAUGGAGGCAAUAUUUCGUGGUUUUGGGGGCAUGCAUAUCCCAUUUAAUGGUAUUCCUGGAGGGGUUCCUGAGAGUGAUAAUGCAAGGGGAGGUAACCCACGGGACUUCAUGCUUAAAGAACCAGAAUCUUCACCUGACAACCAAAUAACUCCGAUGCCACCAAGACAUGGAGGGUUUCAUCACUUUUUUGAUGAUUUUUUCCACAAGUUUGGUCCCCAAGAACCAGUCAUCAAAGAAGAUAAAGAUUUAGAUAAAGAAGGAGACAAUAUUGACCUUUCACAAGUUUUCACAAACCCUAGAGCUGGGUUGGUUCCCUCAACCCCCCCGAGAGGAGGAUUCUUUAGCAGGGGGAGCAGUGUUUCGGUCACCACAAUUAGAGGAGCUGAUGGGAAAAUAGAACAAAAAAAGACAGUCAGAGACUCCUCGGGUAGAGAGGAAACCACAGUGACAAGGACCAUGGGGGACAAGUCCCACACAGUGACCACUAGAGUGGACCAAUCAGGAAUCCCAGAAACUGUCGAAACAUUCACCAAUAUUGAUGAAGACAAAAAGAAAGAUUUUGACAGUAACUGGAAACACUCACCCAAACAGCCAACGUUACUACCAGAGAGCCCGCCAUUUACAACACAACAGAUAGAUGGAAGUUCCCUGCUAGACAGAUUCUUUAACUUUAGACUAUUUGGACCAAAAGAUGAUAAUUAAAGUACACAGUGUGCAUUCUAGAGGAGAUAUCUGAGCACACUUCAGAUUUUUAAUUUUAUUUGUGAUUGACUGUUGUUGAAUAUCCAUUGUCUUUCAAAAUACAUGGUGAUAGAGGAGGAAAUAAUUUGGAACCUUUCAACUUAUACAUGUUUCAGUAUAAUCUCAUUCCUUCUUCAACAUCAAAGGUUGGGAAAGCCAAAGAUCAUAUUUAUUUUUACAUCAAGAAAGAGGAAUUUUUUUUAUCAAGUUUGUUAUUGUAUUAUCAACACAAUGACUUAAAUGUGUAUUUUAUUUCAUGUUUAUGAAAUUCUUUGUCUUAAACACAGUAAAGUUUUGUUAUCUUGUUCUGAAUAUACACGAUUUUCAAACAUACUUUACUGCAAACAAUUAUAUUCUUGCUGUAUAAAACUGUCAAUACAUGGUUAUCUUUUCACACCCUGAUUUCCACCUACACGUAGUUGGAUACUGUUAAUUUUGGAACGUCCAGUUAAAGAGAUAAUUCUUGAUUAAAUUUAAUUAAUAUCAUAUCUUAACUAUCUGAAUUUUUAAUGCAUUAAUGAAUGUUUGUGUUGUUUGCCAUACAGAGAACAAUAAAGCAUGCCGUUUUCAUCAUA